Cydia splendana is the source of this 1153-nucleotide messenger RNA. RefSeq names its product odorant receptor 4-like (gene Or-18). NCBI's taxonomy places the organism in Eukaryota, Metazoa, Arthropoda, Insecta, Lepidoptera, Tortricidae. Gene Ontology annotation, biological process: detection of chemical stimulus involved in sensory perception of smell; sensory perception of smell. The coding region runs from base 6 to 1136 and encodes 376 amino acids. The transcript is spliced from 5 exons. Gene Ontology annotation, cellular component: plasma membrane. The record is from RefSeq and is a predicted model, not a curated record. Gene Ontology annotation, molecular function: olfactory receptor activity; odorant binding.
UCAAAAUGUUCGGUUCAAUUUUAAAGUUGACCGAUGACUUCUUUGCUUAUAAUUUAAAAUAUUUGUUUCUUGUCGGAUUAUGGCCGGACGAUCCUUGGGCCAAAGCGCACCCAACUCUGUACAAAAUGUACGAAUAUACAACGCACGUACUGUCAAUCAUUUACAUGAUUGCUGGUGGCAUCGGGACCUAUCAAAUAAAGGAUGACGUGGUUGUGUUCAUGACCAAUUUAGACAAGACACUUGUAGCAUACAAUUUUGUCGGAAAAGUGGUUAUUUUCAUUUGCAAACGCAGGCAGGUUGAGAUUUUGAUUUCAAAGAUUAUUAAUUCAGGCGAUCAUUUAACAGAAGAGCGUAAAAAGAUGAUGUUGAUGAUGAUCAUAAUUGUAACUGGAUUAAGUACAUCUGUAGUUGGUGCGUUUAGUGCUUUAGCUUUGUAUCAUAACGAAAUGUCUGUAGAGGCUUGGAUGCCUUUCGAUCCGAUGGAAAGCAAGAUGAAUUUGCUGACGGCAACUCAACUGGUGGCCAUUACCAUCGUGGUGCCGGUGAUUUGGAGAGGUAUAGCUAUGCAAGGGAUAAUCUGUAGCUUGAUAAUGUACUUGUGCGACCAGCUGGUCGAAUUGCAAGAUAGGAUCAGGUCGCUGGAAUUCACUUCUAUGACUGAAAGAGCUGUGAGAGAGGAAUUUAAAGAUAUUGUAAAAAAACAUGUUCGGUUGAUGGGGUACACUCAAGAUAUGAAUACAAUUUUCGAAGAGUAUUUCUUGAUCCAGAACUUAGCGGUCACUUUAGAAUUAUGUCUCAAUGCUCUGAUGGCCACAGUGAUCGGAUUCGAGCAAAAAACUCUGUUGGCUACUUUCUUUGUCUUUUUGUGUGUCGCUUUGAUGAAUGCAUACAUUUAUUGCUAUUUGGGCAAUGAGUUGAUUAUUCAGAGUGGGAAUAUUGCAUUGGCGGCAUACGAAUCUUCGUGGAUAUCAUGGCCAUUGGACCUGCAGAAAGAUUUGUUGAUCCUCCUGAGAGUAGCCCAGAAACCGCUGUAUUUGAGUGCUGGAGGCAUAGUCGCCAUGUCUAUAGAGACUUACAGUCAGACGCUGUACAACGGGUACUCCAUUUUUGCCGUAUUAAACGACGUUGUCGCUUAAGCGAAUAAAAUAAUGUG